Messenger RNA from Mustela erminea (ermine), 6823 nucleotides. It is a transcript of the gene NRP2, whose product is annotated as neuropilin 2. The transcript has 17 exons. Gene Ontology annotation, molecular function: vascular endothelial growth factor receptor activity; semaphorin receptor activity. Bases 1008 to 3803 code for a protein of 931 amino acids. Gene Ontology annotation, biological process: angiogenesis; axon guidance; vascular endothelial growth factor signaling pathway. NCBI's taxonomy places the organism in Eukaryota, Metazoa, Chordata, Mammalia, Carnivora, Mustelidae. The record is from RefSeq and is a predicted model, not a curated record. Gene Ontology annotation, cellular component: membrane.
CCGCGCGUCUCCGCGGCUGCCUCUUUAAUCAGGAACACAGAAGGGGCGGGCCCUGAGCCGGCGCGUAAUCGGAUAGCUCUGCCGCGGCUCUGACAUCCACAUGCGGCUCGGCCUGAAAAGGCUGGGGGGAGCCGGAGGGGAAGCAGAGAAGGCGAGCGAGGCACCAGCCCGCAACCCGCCCCCGGCACAUCCUCAGACGCGCAGACCUCGGCGAGGCGCUGGGCGAGGUGGAGGUGAGGGCGGGCGCGAGCGAACUCGGAGAGGGGCUCGCGCACUCCCAGGCGAUCCCAGCCGCCGCCGCCGCCGCCCCGCCAGCAGCAGCCGCAGCCGCAGCCGCCACAGCAGCCGCCGCCGCCGCCGCCGCAGCAGCAGCAGCAGCUUCUUUCCUCUGACUCCCCUCGUCAGGCUGGCCGAGCGGGUGUAACCGCUGGGGAGGCUCCCGCUCGGGGAAACCCGGCGACGGCAGGAGCUGGGCGGCCGCCUCCCACUCCGGCCGUCCGGCCGUGGCUGCCUCCGCCCGCGUGUCGGUCCCGGGUGCCGGGGGAUGUGUGUCAGUUUACGCCUCUGAGAUCGCACAGCUGCCUGGGGACCGUGGGAUGCCCAAGCCAAGUCUGGGCUUUUCUUUUUAUCGUCAUUAUUAUUAUAUAUGUAUUUUUUACGCUUGGCUUUCGGGAAAUCUUCGUGAUGUUGUAGGAUAAAGGAAAUGAUACUUUGAGGAACUGGAGAGGACAUAGAUGCGUUUUGUUUUUAAGAGAGGAAACCCGUCCCCUCUUGCCAGCUUGCUCCCGCUUUGCUGAUUUCAAGAGCUACCCUCCUCCUAGUGAGGUGAGAAUCCGGCAGGAAUAAGGUGAAGACGGGCCGCCAGGACCCAGGAGGGAAACACUGACCAUUAGAGACCUUUGCAGAAGACACUGUAAGGAAGAAAGCAAGAGAGAGGAAAACAAAAAGACUUAAAAUUAUACAAGAAAUCUACAAAUCCAGCUCUGGAGAAAGCCUCCUUCUCCAAAAUGGAUAUGUUUCCUCUCACCUGGGUUUUCUUAGCUCUCUACUUUUCAGGACCCGAAGUGAGAGGCCAACCAGACUCACCCUGUGGAGGUCGUUUGAAUUCCAAAGAUGCUGGCUACAUCACCUCCCCCGGUUACCCCCAGGAUUACCCAUCCCACCAGAACUGCGAGUGGAUUGUUUACGCCCCUGAACCCAACCAGAAGAUUGUCCUCAACUUCAACCCUCACUUCGAGAUUGAGAAACACGACUGCAAGUAUGACUUCAUUGAGAUUCGGGAUGGAGACAGUGAAUCUGCAGACCUCCUGGGAAAGCACUGUGGGAACAUCGCCCCACCCACCAUCAUCUCCUCGGGCUCCGUGCUCUACAUCAAGUUCACCUCGGACUACGCCCGGCAGGGGGCAGGCUUCUCUCUGCGCUACGAGAUCUUCAAGACAGGCUCCGAAGACUGUUCCAAAAACUUCACAAGCCCCAACGGGACCAUCGAAUCCCCCGGGUUUCCCGAGAAGUACCCGCACAACUUGGACUGCACCUUUACCAUCCUGGCCAAACCCAAGAUGGAGAUCAUCCUGCAGUUCCUGACCUUUGACCUGGAGCACGACCCGUUGCAGGUGGGAGAGGGAGACUGCAAAUACGACUGGCUGGACAUCUGGGACGGCAUUCCGCAUGUUGGCCCUCUGAUUGGCAAGUACUGUGGGACCAAAACCCCCUCGGAACUCCGCUCGUCCACAGGGAUCCUCUCCCUGACUUUCCACACGGACAUGGCGGUGGCCAAGGAUGGCUUCUCUGCACGCUAUUACCUGAUCCACCAGGACCCACCAGAGAACUUCCAGUGCAACGUCCCUCUGGGAAUGGAAUCCGGCCGGAUUGCUAAUGAGCAGAUCAGUGCCUCCUCUACCUACUCGGACGAAAGGUGGACGCCUCAGCAAAGCCGGCUCCAUGGCGAUGACAAUGGCUGGACCCCCAACUUGGAUUCCAGCAAGGAGUACCUCCAGGUGGACCUGCGCUUUCUGACCAUCCUCACAGCCAUUGCCACGCAGGGCGCCAUUUCCAGGGAGACGCAGAAUGGCUACUAUGUCAAAUCCUACAAGCUGGAAGUCAGCACGAACGGGGAGGACUGGAUGGUCUACAGGCACGGCAAAAACCACAAGGUAUUCCAAGCCAACAACGACGCAUCCGAGGUGGUUCUUAACAAGCUGCACACGCCCCUCCUGACCAGGUUCGUCAGGAUCCGGCCCCAGACCUGGCACUCAGGCAUUGCCCUGCGGCUGGAGCUCUUUGGCUGCCGGGUCACAGAUGCACCCUGCUCCAACAUGCUGGGGAUGCUGUCGGGCCUCAUCCCCGACUCCCAGAUCUCGGCCUCCUCCACCCGCGAGUACCUGUGGAGCCCCAGCGCCGCCCGCCUGGUCAGCAGCCGCUCGGGUUGGUUCCCCCGGAUCCCUCAGGCCCAGCCAGGCGAGGAGUGGCUCCAGGUGGACCUGGGAGUGCCCAAGACAGUGAAGGGCGUCAUCAUCCAGGGGGCCCGCGGGGGAGACAGCAUCACUGCUGUGGAAGCCAGGGCGUUUGUGCGCAAGUUCAAAGUCUCCUACAGCCUGAACGGCAGAGAUUGGGAAUACAUCCAGGACCCCAGGACCCAGCAGCCGAAGCUGUUUGAAGGCAACAUGCACUAUGACACCCCGGACAUCCGAAGAUUCGACCCCGUUCCUGCGCAGUACGUGCGGGUGUACCCCGAGCGGUGGUCUCCGGCCGGGAUUGGGAUGCGGCUGGAGGUGCUGGGCUGUGACUGGACAGACUCGAAGCCCACAGUAGAGACCCUGGGACCCACUGUGAAGAGCGAGGAGACCACCACCCCAUACCCCAUCGAGGAGGAGGCCACAGAGUGUGGGGAGAACUGUAGCUUUGAGGAUGACAAAGAUCUGCAGCUCCCUUCGGGAUUCAACUGCAACUUUGAUUUCCCCGAGGAGCCCUGUGGUUGGAUGUACGACCACGCCAAGUGGCUCAGAAGCACCUGGCCCGGCAGCUCCAGCCCAAACGACCGGACAUUUCCAGAUGACAGGAAUUUCUUGCGGCUGCAGAGCGACGGCCGGAGAGAGGGCCAGUAUGCACGGCUCAUCAGCCCUCCGGUGCACCUGCCCCGAAGCCCCGUGUGCAUGGAGUUCCAGUACCAAGCCACUGGCGGCCGCGGGGUGGCGCUGCAGGUGGUGCGCGAGGCCAGCCAGGAGAGCAAGCUCCUCUGGGUCAUCCGCGAGGACCAGGGCGACGAGUGGAAACACGGGCGGAUCAUCUUGCCCAGCUAUGACAUGGAGUAUCAGAUUGUGUUUGAGGGAGUCAUAGGAAAAGGACGUUCAGGAGAAAUCGCCAUUGACGACAUCCGGAUAAGCACUGAUGUCCCACUGGAGAACUGUAUGGAACCCAUCUCAGCUUUUGCAGGUGAGAAUUUUAAAGUGGACAUUCCAGAAAUACACGGGAGAGAAGCCUAUGAAGAUGAAAUUGAUGAUGAGUACGAGGUGGACUGGAGCAACUCUUCUUCCCCGACCUCAGGGUCUGGCGCCCCUUCGGCCGACAAAGAGAAGAGCUGGCUUUACACGCUGGAUCCUAUCCUCAUCACCAUCAUUGCCAUGAGCUCCCUGGGCGUCCUCCUGGGGGCCACGUGUGCGGGGCUUCUGCUCUACUGCACCUGCUCCUACUCGGGGCUCAGCUCCCGCAGCUGCACCACUCUGGAGAACUACAACUUCGAGCUCUACGACGGCCUCAAGCACAAGGUCAAGAUGAACCACCAGAAGUGCUGCUCCGAAGCGUGACGGAUUGCACCCAAAUCACAUCUGACGUUUCAUUCCAGCAAGAGGGGCUAGCGGAGAUUACAUUUUUUUUGUCCUUUCGGAAACUGAAUGCCAUAAUCUCGAUCAAACCGAUCCAGAAUACCGAAGGUGUGGACAGAACAGACAGACCAGUUGACGGGGGCGGGGAGAUUGCGGCCGCGCAGGGGGGCCAGGACCCACCUGAGAGCGCCGUGGCGGAGUCGCGUUGCUGGGACUAAGACGGGAGCUCAUCUCUUUGGGGUCACAGUUGUAUUUCGUUUGUGAGUUUGUUAUGAUUAUUAUAUUUUAUUUCUUUGGUCUGUGAGCAACUCCAAGAGGCAGAAGAGGAGGACUUUUCUAGGAUGGAAGCAGAAUAGUGGUCAGUGGUACUCUGUUCUCUCGUUCUAAUCAGCACUUGAAAAGCAAAAGGUCUUUUCAGACUGUUCAUCUUUAGGGGAAAAAAAAAAAAAAGCCGUCCAACUUAUCCUGUCCUCUGAUCGUCUUAUGACUUCCGGGAUUUGCUGUGGUGUAGGUCCUGCCAGCCAACCCUACAGGCUGCCAUUUCCAGUCCUAGCAUUUAAGUAGGAUGUUGUUGCCUUUAACUUUUUUUAUCCAGGGGAAAAUUGCCAUUUUAGGGUCAGCGUGAAUAGCUCUUUCUUAUAUGAGAUUUAAAACAAGCCGGAAAGGAAACUUCACACGUCAAAAUCCACAGAAGCAUCUCCAUGUUAGAAGCGGACAAGCCUUAACGUGCUUCGUGACUAGGAGCCAUUCAUUAAAUCUAGACCCAGAAUUUGUGGCUGUGAGGCUACUUCGAGGGGCCUCUGGUGGUGGUUUUGCGUUUUUCUUUUGCCUCCUCCUUGUUCUUCGAAAACAUACACGUAUACACACACAUGCACGCGCGCGCGCACACAUCGUCAGGUGUCUACUCCCCAAGGCAUAGCAUUGGUCGCUGUCCUCAGAGAUGGAGGGUGGAGGCAACACGGGCUGUUAGUACGUUUUCUCCACUGGGGAGAUGUCACGAGGAGAACAGUGGAGAAGGAAAAAGGAGUCCAGCCUCUGAUGGUGUCAUGGCAAAGCCUAAACAGGCUCUACGGAGGCAUUUGGAUGAUUUCGUCUCUUUGAUAGGCUAGUAAACACUGAGUUCUCCUCGGGCUUAUAGCCCCACGUCAGCGUUUCAGGAGAGUCAGGUAGGAUGUAUGCGAGCUGAUCUGAACCAGAAAUGCGCAAGUACUAUGGACCAAAACACUAACAACAUGGCUUCUACCCCAGAGAGACCUGUGUUCUUACACACACACACACACACACACGUACAUACACACACGUACAUACACACACACACACAAUUUAUGUGUUUUUUAUUAAGUGCCUUGAAACAAUGAAAAAAAAACCUGUAUUUUCCCUCUAUGUAGAAAUCAGUGAAUAUCAUAAAAGUAAGGCAUUCCUUCUUUCCGAACCCCCGUGACUCCACUGCCAGUUCCCCCGGCUCACUGCUGAUCCUACGAAUGGAUUGAGCCCUGCUGCCUGAGAGGUAGUCAUGGCCCUCGAUGACUCUCACCUACUCUAGGAGGGGAGGCUCAUCAAACUGUGAAGGAUAAGAUUGUCCGCGCCAAGUUCCAAAUCUCGAUUUUGUAGUCAUGCCUAAAGAUCGCCUGUGUGCUGGAAAUACAUUUGAAACCCAGCCAGUAUGCCCAGCCCAUUGCUUAUCAGUGGUAAACGGUCAGACCAUUUUUGCUGCUAUGGUCACCCACGAUUUCAUUUGUCUCAUACCCAUGUGAAAGGAAAAGGGUGAAUGGGACUGGCGGGUUCCUUCAAUGUUAACAUACGGAAAUGCUAGUUCAAAUGGUAACGUCACAGUGUUUUGUUUGCGGAGAGGGAGAGUCCGAACCGACAGCUAUUUAUUCAUAUGUGUGUGUGUCUUUGCAAGCCUUUGAGUUCUCUGUAUCUACUGUGUAUGUGAAUGGUCACGUGGGACUCCGUGAUGUUGUUGUGACUUUGACCUAGGGCCCGAGUGUAACUGCUGAUCUCGGCACUUGUUGGCACAGUGGUAGUUAGAGUGAAAAGUAAAGCUGUCAAGCCCACGGGCUUAGCUUUAGGACCCCCCCCCCCAAGCUGGGCAUGCAGCAGAAACCAGUUCUUAACGCUUUGUCGAAAGCAAGUUUUUUAUUAGCCCACCUUCCUCUUUGCCUUCCCACGUAGCUCAGUGUUCAGGAAGCUAGCAAGUCCUAGGGAUUUCCAGAAGUUGCCUGUAGAAGAAGAGAAGUUUAAAAGCCUACCUUGGAGGUCCUGGCCCUCUCAGGCUCUGUGGGUCCUUAUACAGUGCCCCCAAAGACCAGCCCUGUCUUCAGCCUGCAGCUGGCCUCUAAGUUACGCACAAGCCAACCUACAUCCCCCCGACGGUCCGCCAUCCAUUCUCACCAUUGGCUUGUUUGGGGCCCUGGGUGGGCCCUGCUACACAAAAGCAAGCCACCCAGGGCUACGUGUAGAUACCUCACCAACACUGGAGGCUGGUCCGUUGUAAGACAGAAUGACAGUGGGGUCUGGUCCCAACUCGGGUGCCCUGGUGCAUUUGUUGUCUCUCUCUGCAGGUAAGCUAGCUGACCCGUCCCCUUGAGUCAUUCCCUUUGGGAAACCCAAUUCACAGUAUUGAUCUUCUUUUUUGCCUUGUACUGAAUGACACAUUACCUCCACGCUCUCCCGGACUAGGCAGUCCACAAGGCCACGGGGUUGCUUUCUCUCUUCGGUGGGGAUAGGUCGUUGACAGGGAUGAGGGUCCGAGGAGUGAGCAUGAAUGCAAGAAAGCAAGGGGGAAAGUUAAACAGUCACACGGAAGGUGAACUUUUCCAGGGUUUGCAGUUAAAGGUGUUCGACCAUUCGCCGGCUGAGCCAGAUCGCGGGAACUUGAGAGCUUUUACUGUGAUUCUUCAAUGUAAAAAAUAAACAACAAGGUCAAACUGUGUUUAUAUGAUUUGUAUAAAGUCUUUUUAAGAUUGCUAUUUAAAUAAACAUUAUACCAGAGAUAUGUA